Stylophora pistillata is the source of this 1265-nucleotide messenger RNA. Its product is annotated as ras-related protein Rab-3. The record is from RefSeq and is a predicted model, not a curated record. Gene Ontology annotation, molecular function: GTPase activity; GTP binding. NCBI's taxonomy places the organism in Eukaryota, Metazoa, Cnidaria, Anthozoa, Scleractinia, Pocilloporidae.
CGGGAACUUGGAAUAGCGAGAAGUGUUCGAAAGCUCUAGAUCAUGGCGACCGCUAACGACAAACAGUGGCAGAAAGAUGCAGCCGAUCAGAAUUUCGAUUAUAUGUUCAAGCUUUUGAUCAUUGGAAAUUCUGCUGUUGGCAAGACAUCGUUUCUCUUUCGCUAUGCGGAUGAUUCAUUUACGUCCGCGUUUGUUUCAACGGUAGGAAUCGAUUUUAAAGUGAAGACGGUUUUUCGAAAAGAGAAGCGAGUGAAACUUCAAAUUUGGGAUACAGCCGGUCAGGAAAGAUAUCGAACAAUAACCACUGCCUACUAUCGUGGGGCCAUGGGAUUUAUUCUGAUGUAUGACAUUACCAACGAAGAGUCAUUUCAGGCAGUGCAAGAUUGGUCAACACAAGUGAAGACAUACUCUUGGUCCAAUGCCCAGGUGAUACUUGUUGGAAACAAGUGUGACAUGGAGGAAGACAGAGUCGUGACUUAUGAUAGAGGGAAGCAACUUGCGGACCAGCUUGGUCUGGAGUUCUUUGAAACCAGUGCAAAGGAUAAUGUUUAUGUCAAACAAGUGUUUGAACGCCUGGUGGACAUCAUCUGUGACAAGAUGUCAGAGAGCUUAGAUUCUGAUCCAACAAUUGUCAGUGGACAGAAGCCUGGAACAACAAAGAUAUCUGACAAGCCUCCUCAACAACAGGACAGUGGCUGUGCUUGUUGAUCUUUAUGAAUUGUUGUAUCUUUUGAAUAGGAGUGAUGUUAGAUUUCAUUUUAAAUUUUCUGGAUCUUUGCAAAGUUGCAGGUUUGGUUUUGUUGAAGCUCUGUUGGUUACUACAUAGAUUGACAGACUAUUAUUUAACCCUCUCUUGUGAAGAAACUGCAAAUUCUUCCUACCGACUAUUAUUUAUACUAAUUAUCAAUUUGGUAAAAUUGAAGAUGGUGCUUUCCAGAAAUUUUCUCUUCUAGUUGCUAGUUCUCUUUAUUCUCAUUGCUUGCCUGCCCGGCAUUGCAUGAAUUUUGCAUGAGAAUCUACUGCUACACUACUUCCUCAGUUGAGAUAUACACUCCCCAACAAUUUUAACCAAUAAAUGUCAUUGAUUUGAUGAAGUAAUCAUAUAAGAAAUUUGAAAUUUGAAUCAAAACUCACUCAUUACUUAUAUUUCUGUUAACUUUUAAUCCUUUCUUUCCUAAGAUCUAAUCAGUAUUUCUCCUUACUGUCUGCUGUACAAUUGUUAUGAUGUUAGUUUGGAGAAUUUGGUAUGUGAUCAGCUAAUCCCC